GCGCAAGCAAAGCACCUCGCACAGCUCCGAUCGCCGCAACGAACCAGCGAGAGCCCACCGGAGCGACCAGGAGAAGAUGAGCUACCCACCCGUCGGCGCGCCGCCGCAGCAAGGUUACCCGGGGAAGGACGGCUACCCGCCCGCGGGCUACCCUCCGGCAGGCUACCCACCCCCGGCGCAGGGCUACCCGCCGGCCGGAUACCCCCAGCAGGGCGGCUACCCGCCGCAGUACCCGCAGCAGCCGCCCUACCAGCAGCAGCAGCAGCAGCAGCAGCAGCAACAGCAGCACAGCAGCGGCCCUUCCUUCAUGGAGGGAUGCCUGGCCGCCCUCUGCUGCUGCUGUCUCCUGGACGCCUGCUUCUGAGGAGGGAGGAAGACGACGGCGGAGUCGAUCAACUGGAACUGAGUGAUCUUUGACAGGAGAAGAUGCUGCUAGCUUAAUUAUUUCGUGUUGAGCCUUAUCGCUCUCUUUGUUUAUUACUCCAUGUUCAUGAACCUCUGCAAUGGAAUUGUUCGGUUGGUGUCGAUGGACCGAUGAUUAAGCCUAUAGUGCUUUCCAUGUG
Messenger RNA from Lolium rigidum, 563 nucleotides. RefSeq names its product protein CYSTEINE-RICH TRANSMEMBRANE MODULE 13-like. The transcript is spliced from 3 exons. The record is from RefSeq and is a predicted model, not a curated record. NCBI's taxonomy places the organism in Eukaryota, Viridiplantae, Streptophyta, Magnoliopsida, Poales, Poaceae. The coding region runs from base 77 to 364 and encodes 95 amino acids.